Onychostoma macrolepis is the source of this 2610-nucleotide messenger RNA. RefSeq names its product twinfilin-2. Gene Ontology annotation, biological process: barbed-end actin filament capping; positive regulation of neuron projection development; regulation of lamellipodium assembly. The record is from RefSeq and is a predicted model, not a curated record. The coding region runs from base 394 to 1386 and encodes 330 amino acids. Gene Ontology annotation, molecular function: actin filament binding; actin monomer binding. The transcript is spliced from 10 exons. Gene Ontology annotation, cellular component: cytoplasm; myofibril; actin filament. NCBI's taxonomy places the organism in Eukaryota, Metazoa, Chordata, Actinopteri, Cypriniformes, Cyprinidae.
UUCUGCAAGCACACACGAUCCCGACCUAGUUACAGGAGCCUGCUCUCACAUGCCCUCUCGCUUGGAUAGCACUCAGUCUCUCAAACACCAAACUCUCACUUCAUGCUGCUGCCUUUAUAUCGUUUCUGAUAUAACACACAGCUCUGGCACUGAUUGAAGAUCAUUUGUAAAAAGAAGAUCGUCCAGGUGACCCAACUUCAGAAGGUCCCUUGGCGGGUAGGAAGGCACCACACUGACCCGCCAUGUUUCUGGUUCUGGUGAUUACAGAGGAGCUGAGGGAGUUUCUGGCCCGGGCACGGAGUGGAACUGGCCGCCUCAUCCAGGUGUUGAUCAGAGACGAGCAGCUGGUGCUGGGGGCAUACAGAGAGCCACGUCAGAGCUGGGACAAAGACUAUGACCACUUCCUGCUCCCCCUGCUGGACCCUCACGAGCCCUGUUACAUUCUAUACCGGUUGGACACCAAGAACGCUCAAGGCUAUGAGUGGCUCUUCAUAUCCUGGUCACCUGACCAGUCUCCUGGUUCUUUGGACUUUGAGCAACCUCCAAGCAACCAAUCAGAACACACUAGCAACUUCAUCUGUCCGGCAAAAGAUGCUGUACGCUGCCACUCGUGCCACAGUUAAGAAAGAGUUUGGUGGUGGACACGUCAAAGAUGAAAUGUUCGGCACAGCUGAGGUACUAGCUGAAGAUUAUUUUAUGGAGGACGUUUGUCUUCAGGGUUACCUGCGACAUGUGACUUCACGUUCUGCACCAGCACCCCUGACAGCAGCUGAACAAGAGCUACAGCGAAUCAAAAUCACAGAGGGCAGAGUUAAACAGGUGACAACUGAGAUCAGUGUGGACCCCAAGCAUCAGACGCUACAGGGUCUUGCCUUCCCGUUACAGGCCGAGGCUAAACGUGCUCUACAGCAGCUCGCAGAGAGACGCAUCAACUACAUUCAACUAAAGCUAGAUACAGAGAAGGAAACAAUUGAACUCGUGCACACCAGCCCAACAGAAAUCCGUGAUCUACCCUGUCGGAUCCCCCUUGAUACACCCAGAUACCACUUCUUCCUCUACAAACAUUCACAUGAAGGAGACUACCUCGAGUCUGUGGUGUUCAUAUACUCCAUGCCAGGAUACAGCUGCAGCAUCAAGGAAAGGAUGCUGUAUUCCAGCUGUAAGAGUCGACUUUUGGAAGAUGUAGAGAGGGACUUCCACCUAGAAGUGGCUAAAAAGUUGGAGAUAGAUAGUGGAGAGGAGCUGACAGAGGAGUAUCUGUAUGAUGAGGUCCAUCCUAAGCAGCAUGCCCACAAGCAAGCAUUCGCUAAACCUCGUGGCCCUGCUGGGAAGAGAGGAAACAAACGUCUAAUCAAAGGAGGUGGAGAGAACGGAGGCAACAGCUAGGAAGGACAGAAAGCAAGAAGAAGAGAGAAAUGAACUUCACUUGUACCCUAAAUGUUCUACAGUUCCCUUUUUAUGCCUGUUUGCAGGGUAAAUUGUUCAUCCUGCAGAAAGUGUGAAGGAAAAAUCAGAAUACCGUGCUCAGUUGUUGUUAAUUCAAAUUUUGUUUUUACUUGCUUUGGCUUGUAUUUCUUUUUACUUAAUGUUAUUAGGUGUUUUUUUUUUUUUUCAUUUGGUGUGUUAAUGUGCACAUAUUUAAGAGAAAAACUCAGGAAUUAAUUUUAUCUGUACAUUUUCUGAGCAUAUUUUUGUUACACCAUCUCAUAAAUACAUACGCACUCAAAACUCAAUAUCAUUUUAAGCAUGAUUGUAAAAGAUGAUAGAUUGCUCAUAUUUUAAAUGUGUUUUUUAAAAACAGAAAAUAAGUUUUAUCCAAGAAGCUUUUUUUAAAAACUGAAGCAGUCACAAGUCCUACAGAGCCUACAGAGAUACACUCAUACAUAUACAUUCACACCGGAGCCAAAUGUGACACGCAGGCAGAAUGUUAUACUUGGCUAUGUGAGAGCUAGUCAGUUGGUUAAGUAACAGGUAUGUAGCAAGAAUCGGAUAUGUUAAAAGGUUCAGAUUUAGACGUGUGAUUCAGAUUCAUUUCAGGAUUCAUAUUUUUAAAAAUAUAAUAUGAUCAUUUUUAUGUUUUAUAGUAACACUUGGGUUUCUCAAUUUUUUCUCUCAUAUCUUCAGUCAUUUACUUACAUACAUCAUGGUCCACAGUAUUCACUGUCAAACACAGUUUUGUGUACAAGCUUCUGUUAUUAAUCAGAGCAAUUCCAAAUAAAACAGUUUUGUAUGUCAAAUAUAUCAACAUUUUUCCAGCACUGAGAAUAUGAGUGUCCAAUUGAGUGAGUAAUUCAGCAACUAACAAGUGAAGUAUUUGAAAUAAUUAAUUGUCAGCAGAAAUAAUGCAAAGUUGUAUCAAAACAAAAUCAUAUUUUACUUGGUUUCACGUAUUUCAUUUAUGGGUAUUAUGUUCCAACUGACUACAUUGACAUGGGUCUUUCUUUUUGUUUUUGUGUUUGUUGGUUGGUCAGUGACUAGAUUGAAAGGUCAUUCACAGGAUGAUCUUAAUUCAUCAAAAAUAAACUGUAAUUAUUAGUACAUUAAAAUCAACAGCCCUCUCUUGUAUUGUUUAUGAACAUACUGUUGCAUAAAUAAAACAACAUUCACUGA